Molecule: messenger RNA, 8430 nt
Organism: Balaenoptera acutorostrata (minke whale)
Lineage: Eukaryota; Metazoa; Chordata; Mammalia; Artiodactyla; Balaenopteridae
Gene: ZNF283
Product: zinc finger protein 283
Exons: 9
Coding region: 1759-3690 (643 amino acids)
Biological process (GO): regulation of DNA-templated transcription
Source: RefSeq, a predicted model, not a curated record
GUGAGUGCUGAGAACACAGGAAUGAAUCAGACCUGGCGUAGGCCCUGGAAGGGAUCCCGGUCUGUGGAAGGAGACGGCUAGGGAAUCAAAUCACUUAGGAAAGGGUGCGGGUACGAUUGGACUGAAGGGCAGGCAAGGACACUCCAGGCGAGGGAACCCCGGGAGAAAGGUCCAGACUGGCUUGGACUCCUGGAGUUCCACUGGGGUGGGAGGUGAGGCAGCAGACAUGGGCAGGUCAGAUCCUGAAGAGAUGUGAGACGUGGACUGGUGGGAAGAAGAGCACGUAUAAACCCUUCGGGGGCUGCGGUGGAGGAGGGAUACAGUGCUAAGAGUCGACAAUUCAAACGCCUGCGAUGCAGAAAAUGAGUCUGAGAAGAGAAGAAGGGCCUUACUGAAGUACCCAGGGCCAGGAGGCAUCAGGGCCUGGAUUCAAACCCAACCCUGUCUCACUCUAGGGCGAGCACACAUUUUUCCCUGGCAGUGGGCAGCCUGCCUAGCGAUCAUCUGGCUUUGAAUAAAAUAAACUGCUGGGCGUUGACAUUAUGGCUUCUGUGACAUGGAGUGCAGCUGCGAAUGCUUCUGGAUCAUCCAUCCACCAGAUCUUUCCUGCCUGUAUAUCAGAAAAAAAGUCUGUCAGAAGAAACUACAGCUAUUUUGGUUCAGAACUGCCAACUGCAACAGGCCCUGCCUAGGAAAUGGAAACCUGGUUUUGUAUAUUUAGAAUAUUUUAAAACGCAAUGAUAACUCUUAAAAAUAAAACAAGUAGUUUUCUGAUUGACUAUAAUUAUGUAGUCUCAAACAGGUUCCUUGCCUUGUCUGACCUAUAAGCUAGGACAUCUGAUUACCUAAUUCUGGGCUCUGCUCUAAUCUAUCUUCAUGUACCCGUGGGAAGUUAUUUCUUUAAUCCAGGGUUUUCAAAGUUAUUUGCUCAAGUUCUCUUAACAUCAUGAAGACUGGAAGCCUACCUCAGCCACUUCAAGACUGGCUGUUACUUUGAUUUCUUCUUUCUUUUUCAGUUAUGCUGACUUGCAUUCUUUCCCAGAAAACAUCUUUGAUUCAUCAUAAAACGUCCAAAUCUUUUGGCAGAUAAAUUGCAAGUCUUUUUUCUGCAUAUCAAAUUUGAUUCUCCAAGAAGAUGUAAUAACACUAUUCUAUUUUAUAGGUAACGAAACUGGAUUAUUGUCACUCACUAUCAAAACACACAGUCACAAUUUCCAGGCACAUAUAGUGGUUGGUAGUCAGAUAAUCAAACUAACAUGCCAAGCUAGAUAACACUGUACUGUUUUUCAGUCCCAGCUGGACAGUGUUCCACUUUCACAAUUACCAUGGUAUGCACACAAAAGAAAAGCCUAUCAGAAAAAACAUCUUACAAAUAUUGUCAUCUUCGGUUACUGACAUUAACAGAAAUACACAAAGACACAGACCUCCUCAAGUCUCAGUCCUACAGAGACCUUCUCACAGGUCUCCAUGGUCACACUAUCCAUUCACGACCACUUAUUGUUGCUUUCCAACAGUAGCAUAUAACCUCUGAUACAAACUGCCUUACACCUAAGGAAACAAAGAUUCACAUUUGCAGAAACUAUCCCAUGAAAAUAAACAAGUCUACACAGGGUUCCAGACACCGAAUCGGACCCACAAGCGCACCCAAAGCAAGACACAUUCAUCUUUUCAACUGCCAGACCCUGCUCCAGUCUCUCGUGCCCAGGAGGAUCUUGACAGUGAAAGUGUCUCGCUGUAGUGAGGAGCUACAGCUACAAGAUGUUGAAGAGCUGCUCUGGCUUUUCUGGACUCUGUGCUUCACCAGUAGAGGAACCCUAUGGAGCAUUAAUUAGUUCCUGCAAUUCUAGAACCAUGACUGACGGCUUGGUGACAUUCAGGGAUGUGGCCGUCGACUUCUCUCAGGAGGAGUGGGAAUUCCUGGACCCUGCUCAGAGGGACUUGUACGUGGAUGUGAUGUUGGAGAACUAUAGCAACUUGGUCUCACUAGAUUUGGAGUCAACAUAUGAGACCAAAAAUACAUUUGCAAAAAAGGACAUUUUUGAAAUAAAUUUUCCCCAACAGGAGAUAAAGGAAAGAAGUAAAACCCUUGGCUUUGAGGCAUUCCUUUUCAAAAAUAAUUGGAAGUGUAAGAGAAGAUUUGAGGGCCUUCAGGGACAUCAAGAGGGAUACUUCAGUCAAAUGAUAAUCAGCUAUGAAAAAGUGCCCACUUACAGAAAACGUAAAUCUCUUACUGCACAUCAAAAAAUUCAUAAUCAAGAGAAACCCUACGUUUGUAAGGAAUGUGGGAAGGCUUGUAGUCAUGGCUCAAAACUUGUUCAACAUGAGAGAAUUCAUAUGGCUGAAAAACAUUUUGAAUGUAAAGAAUGUGGGAAAGACUUUUUAAGUGCCUAUCAACUCACUGUGCAUCAGAGAUUUCAUACUGGUGAGAAACCUUAUGAAUGUAAGGAAUGUGGGAAGACCUUUAGUUGGGGAUCAAGCCUUGUUAAACAUGAGAGAAUUCAUACUGGCGAGAAGCCCUAUAAAUGUAAAGAAUGUGGGAAGGCCUUCAGUCGUGGCUAUCACCUUACUCAACAUCAGAAAAUUCAUAUUGGUGUGAAAUCUUAUGAAUGUAAAGAAUGUGGAAAGGCCUUUUUUUGGGGCUCAAGCCUUGCUAAACAUGAGAUAAUUCAUACAGGUGAGAAACCUUAUAAAUGUAAAGAAUGUGGGAAGGCCUUCAGUCGUGGGUAUCAACUUACUCAGCAUCAUAAAAUCCACACUGGUAAGAAACCUUAUGUAUGUAAAAUAUGUGGAAAGGCUUUUUGUUGGGGCUAUCAACUUACUCGACAUCAGUUAUUUCAUACUGGCAAGAAACCCUAUGAAUGUAAGGAAUGUGGGAAGACUUUUAAUUGUGGCUCAAGUCUGGUUCAACAUGAGAGAAUCCAUACUGGUGAGAAACCCUAUGAAUGUAAAGAAUGUGGAAAGGCCUUUAGUCGAGGCUAUCACCUUACUCAACAUCAGAAAAUCCAUACUGGUGAGAAACCCUUUGAAUGUAAAGAAUGUGGGAAGGCCUUUAGUUGGGGUUCAAGCCUUGUUAAACAUGAGAGAAUCCAUACUGGUGAGAAAUCCUAUGAAUGUAAAGAAUGUGGAAAAGCCUUUGGUAGUGGCUAUCAAUUUACUCGACAUCAGAUAUUUCAUACUGGCAAGAAACCCUAUGAAUGUAAGGAAUGUGGGAAGACUUUUAAUUGUGGCUCAAGUCUGGUUCAACAUGAGAGAAUCCAUACUGGUGAGAAACCCUAUGAAUGUAAAGAAUGUGGAAAGGCCUUUAGUCGUGGCUAUCACCUUACUCAACAUCAGAAAAUCCAUACUGGUGAGAAACCUUUUAAAUGUAAGGAAUGUGGGAAGGCCUUUAGUUGGGGUUCAAGCCUUGUUAAACAUGAGAGAGUUCAUACUGGUGAGAAAUCCUAUGAAUGUAAAGACUGUGGGAAGGCCUUUGGUAGUGGCUAUCAACUUCGUGUUCAUCAGAGAUUUCAUACUGGCAAGAAACCUUAUCAAUGUAAGGAAUUUGGAAAGACAUUUACUUGUGGCUCAAGCCAUGCUCAACAUGAAAGAACUAAUAAUAAUGAUAAACCCUACAAAUAUAAAGAAUGUGGGGAAGCCUUUAUAUGGACGGCUUACUCAAAUAAGACAGUUGAUGCUGGUGAAACUUUAUGAUUGAAGAGAUGUGAAAGAACAUAUUUUUGUGUGUGUACAGACAACAUGAAGAGAAGUCUUACUCUUGAGAAACCUUAUGAAUGUAGAGAAUGUGCAAAAGCCUUACCUGUGUAUGGACAAUUCACUUGAUACCAGAAAAUUCAUACUAGUGAGAAAUAUUUUGAAAAUGAGGAAUAUGAAAAGGCCUUUAGACUUCUGUAUGAUCUUUUUGAACAUCUAUACUGAUGUGAAGCCAUUUAAAUGUAGGGAAUGUUUAAAGAUCUUUAUUUAAUUCAUGGUACAAAGUCUCAUAAACAUUGGAAAAAUUAUGCUUAUUACUCUUUAAGGGAAGGAUGUAAAUUUAAUUUGAUUCUUGCCCUGCAUAUCAGAGAAUUCAUACUGCUUUGAAAUCCUGUGAAUUUAAGGAAUGUGGGAAGACUUGUAGACAUGGUAAACAUCUUAGAAUACAUCAGGGAAUUCAUCCAAAUGAGAAAUCCUUUGAAUUAGAAUUGUAGGAAGGCUUUUUUUUUUAAUUCUUUUUUUAAUUAAUUAAUUAAUUAAUUAAUUAAUUUAUGGCUGUGUUGGGUCCUCGCUUCUGUGCGAGGGCUUUCUCCAGCUGCGGCAAGCGGGGGCCACUCCUCAUCGCGGUGCGCGGGCCUCUCACCAUCGCGGCCUCUCCUGGCUCCAGACGUGCAGGCUCAGCAAUUGUGGCCCACGGGCCCAGUCGCUCCGCGGCACGUGGGAUCCUCCCAGACCAGGGCUCGAACCCGUGUGCCCUGCAUUGGCAGGCAGACUCCCAACCACCGCGCCACCAGGGAAGCCCUGUAGGAAGGCUUUUAGACAAGUGCUAGUCAAACAAUUGGCCAGAAACUUGUUGCCAGUCCACAGAAUUGUUACCUGUCAGUCAUGAGAUAAAUGCAGAAAGUGAGAGUGUCUGGAAACUUGUAUAGCAAUUUGAUUUUGCCAUAACAUCAUCAUAUUUUACAAAAGUAUCAGUCGAUGAAUGAUUGGAAAUUAAAAACAAAAAGUUUGUCCUUUCCUAGAUAAUUUGAGAGACAGCAUUCACACUUUUUAAAACGUGAGACAAGUCACGAUGUGACUUAAUUAGAAGGAGAAAUCCCUCCCUUGUUACCUCCCUAAUUAAAGUAGCAGAAUAUUCAUUCCAUAGGAAGAUUUGGCUAAUGUGGGAAUCACAAUUUCCUUCUGCCCAUAAGAGCAUAGAGAAUUUAUACCAGAUAUGUUGAUUUAGUGAAUGUAUAGAAGCUUUCCAACACUAUUCAAUCUUUGUUAAACUUCAGCAAACUCUUUCUAGAGAAUAACCCUGUUAAUAUCACAAAUGUAGGAAACACCUUAUCCAUGGCAGAAACCAUACUUAUUUUUAUCACCAUUCUACCUCCUUAUUACUUGUGGGAUGUUGGGCAAACUGCUUAUCCCCUCUGGGCAUCAUGUUUAAAAUGCUGGUGAUGGUAGCUCUGUAGUAGUGCUGUUUAGAGAUUGGAUGGAUGUAGUAUGGGUCAAAUCCUUGGAAGAGUAUCUAGUAUGUAGCCUGUGCUCAAUACAUACUAUUGUUCUUAUUAUCAUCAUCAUAAAUAUUACUACUGGCGAAGUCUUAGGAGAAGAAUGCCCAUUUCGUAUAAUGAAUUUAGAAAAGCUUCCCAUAACCACUCAUCCAUUUGAAUUUCAGGUGGUUCAUUCUGGAUAAAAGAUCUAGUAAAAUGUGAAGAAUUUGAGAGGAUUUUUAUUCAUAAUUUAUCCCUUAAGCUGCAUCAAAAAUUAAGACUAAAAAGAAACAUUUUGGAUUUAGUAAGUGUUAAGAUGUUGGGAUUAUACCUGGAGAAGAAUCAGAGAGAGAUGUGAAGCAAUUUGCUGUAAUGAAUCCCAACAGACAAGUAGUAAUUAAAAUUCUCUACUCACUUUUUGAGGUAAAUUAGAAAUUAAAGAGAACAAAAAGAAAACUGUCCAUUUUGGAAUUCUUUACCAAAACUUUAUUAUGAUCAUUUUUUAGACAUUCAGAAAAAUUUAAAGAACAGUAUAAUGAACAUCCAUCUACUCUCUACAUAGAAUCAAGAAUUCUAAACAUUUGGCCACUUUUGCUUUCUGAAUAUAUAUUCACACAUGGCAUUUGGUUGUCAUGUCUCUAGAUUUUAGUCUUGAACAGACUUUUUGAAGAUUUCAGGAAAGCUAUUUUAUAGAAUGCCAUACAUUCUAGAUUUUGUUUGUUCUCUCAUAGUGAAAUUUAAUUUGUACCUCUAUUGUUCAUAUCUCUCAUAAAAUCAAGUUAGAGCUAGAGGAUUAAACAAUUUCCACCAGAACAAUUCAUAGGAGGUGACAUGUACUUUUUAUUGAAAGACAUCAUGAGCAAUUAAUAUCCAUUUUCCCCACUAUCACCAAUGCUUCGUUUGAUCAUUUGAUUAAGAUGGUGACUGCUGGACUUCCCUGGUGGUGCAGUGGUUAAGAAUCUGCCUGCCAGUGCAGGGGACAUGUGUUUGAUCCCUGGUCCAGGAAGAUCCCACAUGCCGCAGAGCAACUAAGCCAGUGCGCCACAACUACUGAGCCUGCGCUCUAGAGACCGCAAGCCACAACUACUGAGCCCAUGCACCGCAAGUGCUGAAGUCCAUGUGCCUAGAGCCCAUGCUUCACAACAAGAGAAGCCACCGCAAUGAGAAGCCUGCACACCACAACGAAGAGUAGCCCUUGUUCACUGCAACUAAAGAAAGCCUGCAUGCAGCAACGAAGACCCAAUGCAGCCAAAAAUAAAAUAAAAAUAAAAAUAAAUAAUAAUUAAAAAAAAAAAGAUGGUGACUGCUAGAGUUCUCCAUUAUAAAGAUCCAUUAUACAACUAGUAGGAUUAGUGAACCUUGGUCAGCUACUUUUGGGAAUGUAUAAUCAUAUGUAUGUAUAAGUUCUGAAUCAAAGAGAAAAUUGAAACAGAGAUUUUGCAGAAAACAAUGAUAAUGAAAUGAUUAUAUAUUGGAGCUUGUAGGAUGUCCCUGAAGCUCUACUCAGUGGGAAAGUAAUACCAUUGUUAAUAUGUCUUGGAGGAACCAAGAUGCAUCUGGCCCAAAUGGAGGGCCAGAACUAUACCUUGUUUCCCCCAGUAUCUACAUGGUUCCUGUCACACUGAACUAAGAAGCUAGAAAAAUAACAAAUCCUAAACCAAAAUACAGAAGCAAUCAAUAUAGCUAAAAUUUGAGAUUAAUGAUUAGGAAUUAAAGCAAUAGUCUUCGAUCAUUAUUCCUCUGUGAAAAGUCCACUAACCUCAACUGGACUUUGAUAAAUCUGAACAAGGAAAAAAUCAAGAAAAUUGGCAACAUUGUAGAAUCAUGAAUAAGAAAGGAGAUGUAAUUAUAGAUAUGGAGGUUUUUUUUUUUAAAUUUAAGGCAAUACAAUGUAUUUAAACCUAUUUGGACCAGUAAUCAAAGGAAAAGGCUGAAAAAAUUGGUCCAGGAUCUCCCUUUUAGAAACAACACUUGGAAUUUGUCAUCUCCUUAGGUAAAAAUUUCAAGAUGAAAAUAGCUAAAAAUUUUACUAACUCAUCUUACCUGGAUAACAUAAAUCUAGUAACAAAACUAAAUGGAGAUAGCCUCUAAAAAGCAAAAGCUAGAUUAACUGAAUUUAGGUAAAUGUAAAAAUUCUAAUUAAAUAUCAGCAAGCAGAAUCCAAAUGUACGAAGUAAGACUGUGCAAUAGAAAAUAUAUGGGAUAUCCAGACCCAAAAUUUUCUGGUUUAAAUGGAAAUAUAAGCUAACUGACCAAAAAUUGAAUCAGCACAAGUGUAAUUUAUUCUGAUAGUUUAUCUUAGACUUGUAUGACUUUUAGAGCAGGAAAUCACACACAGCAACUUAAUUCUAAGAUGAAUUUUAAUAUUUGGAAAUCAGAAUGCAUCUCAAAGUUGGUGGUGUCUCACAUUCAUUUUCAUCUAGGUGGCUGUCAUGAUUUAGUGCUAACAUCAAAGCAUGUUAGUUAUGAUGAAAUAAAAGUGUUUAUAUACUUACAGAAUUCAACCCUUUAAAAAUUACUGAUUUCCAAAUAUCAGUUACAUCAAAACUGCAUUGACAAAUGUCUGUGGUUCAUCUUGGUCAUUGUUUUAAUCUGCACCCUACCUCUAUGUCCAUUUUGUGCAGGUAGGCCAUCCGUGAUAUCACUGUGUAGUCGUUUACCGGCUAGUGGUUGACAGCAUUAUUCCACAUAAUUGCAAUUUUAAUCAUCCAAUGUAACACAAAGAAUACUUUUGAGUGUUUUAAUAGAGUAUAGCAUUACCACUCAGUAUUUUACUCCUCCUGGGUGCCAUAUUUGCAUGUUAACUAGGAGAUGUGGAGAUGGUGCCUCGUCCCACGAAGCAUUUCUGAAAUUGUCUCAAAGAUCACCAGUACUUAAAAAUACUUGAAAAACAAGGGGAAUUCUCUGGUUAAAGAAGCUUAUGAAGCAGCAUCUUCUAAAUCCCCCUUAGGGAACGACCAAAAGCACCUUAUCAGCUUAUCAAAAGACAAAAGAGUAGUGAAGAAAAUUGUUCAACUUUGUUUAAAUUAGUAUAUCUCAAACUGUACUAUGGAAAUGCCAAUUCUCAUGACUUAUUAACAUCUUAGGGAUGUGAAACUGCAUUGGGAAAUGCUGCCAUAACUAAAAGAGAGUCUGUAAAGUUGGAAAUUUCAGUCACCAGGUCUGAUUGUUAGCUGACAGGAUGACAGUUAGCAUCAUGCUCUCAAACAGUUGCCUUCUAACAUUUUCUCUUAUUUGUGAGUAAAAAUCUUUUUGUAUCUAA